Ornithodoros turicata is the source of this 687-nucleotide messenger RNA. It is a transcript of the gene Cypl, whose product is annotated as peptidyl-prolyl cis-trans isomerase-like 1. Gene Ontology annotation, molecular function: peptidyl-prolyl cis-trans isomerase activity. The record is from RefSeq and is a predicted model, not a curated record. The coding region runs from base 101 to 610 and encodes 169 amino acids. The transcript has 4 exons. Gene Ontology annotation, biological process: protein folding; protein peptidyl-prolyl isomerization. NCBI's taxonomy places the organism in Eukaryota, Metazoa, Arthropoda, Arachnida, Ixodida, Argasidae. Gene Ontology annotation, cellular component: catalytic step 2 spliceosome.
GGACCUGGCAACACUGUCACGCCUGCCUAAAAUUAAACAUGGCGGCAUAGAUGAUGCCGCAUGCUGGCUGAGGGAGGAAUUGAAUUUACAAGUUGAAAGAAUGGCGGGAAUACCGGACAAAUCGUGGCAACCUCCACUCGUCACCUUAGAAACAACGAUGGGCAAUGUCACCUUAGAGCUGUACUGGAAGCAUGCACCAAACACGUGCCGCAAUUUUGCCGAGCUCUCGAGGAGAGGCUACUACAAUGGUGUCAAGUUCCAUCGCAUCAUCCCGGACUUCAUGAUCCAAGGAGGAGAUCCCACAGGAACAGGUCGAGGUGGAGCGUCCAUAUAUGGAAAGACCUUUGCGGAUGAAAUUCAUCCAGAGCUCAAGCACACUGGUGCAGGUGUACUGUCCAUGGCCAAUGCCGGCGCAGACAGUAAUGGCAGUCAGUUCUUCCUUACCCUGGCACCCACACAGUGGCUGGAUGGAAAGCACUCCAUUUUUGGACGCGUUUAUUCCGGAAUGGGCAUCGUUCAGCGCAUUGGCAUGGUCCCCACGAAUGCAGAUGACCAACCUUUGGAGGAUGUCAAGAUUGUCCGGGCAUACUUGCCCAACAUAAGGACAUGACAUUUGCUUUAGACUCAUGUACAUCAUCAUCAAUGUGUAUGUGCUGCAUUUUUCACAUUAAAAUGUGCUUUGUUAGA